CCCUUGGUGACUGACCUACCAACCCUCAUCCUGCCAUGGGGAGUGGAGCUGCCAAAGGUAAAGCAUCUCCUCGAGAGGCAAGCGGAGAUGUGGGUUUGGCAGCACCAACGAUCCAGGCUGCCAUCGCUGGCAAUCAAGAAGCUCAGGACCUUUUCUUCAAGCAGCUCAACGACUUUGCAGCUGCUGGGAACAGCGGCGGCUUGAAGGCUCUCUUGCAGAAAUGGCCCAAGGCGGCACAGAAACAUGGAGCGAGGGAAGCCACCUGCGCAGCGGUGAAGCAUGGGCAGGCUGAGGCGUUGAAGGCCUUGCUAGACGAGGGGGUGAGACCUUUCAUUGGCAGGAACGAUCCUGAGGUGAAUCCGUUGAUCCAUGCGGUGGAAUUGAGAGAGUGGGAUUGCAUCGAAAUGCUGGUGCCCCGUGCUUUGAAGUACAACUUCUCCACAGGACUUUUGCAGGAAGGAAUGAUGGACUUCGUGGUAGCUGGGAAUAUCGACAUGAUGCAGAAACUACUGGUGACCCACCAAAUCCCAGGGAAUGGCAAGCUGCUUUGUGCCGCAUUGCUGCUGGGGCCGGAGGAGAAGGCGCAUGCCAUGGCCAGCGAGAUCGUAGAGCACAUCAAGGAUCUCAGCCAGCCGAGCUCUGUGGAACCCAGCGAAGAGAAGUAUCCACGGGGAUGGGAAGAGUUUGCCCCAAUCCACGCCGCCUGUCGGGCCCGAAAGGCCGCGCUGCUCCCCAACUUGUUGGAGUUCUUGCUGGGCCGCGGCGUGACGUUGUCGGAGUGGGGAAAGGAAAGGAGCCUGAAGACCAGCUUCGCGAAGCGUUUGCCGUUGCACUACGCGGCAGAGAACAAACACAUGCCGCUCAAGGUGGUGGAACAACUUGCAAAGGCCUACCCAGACGCCAUGUUCGCACACGUGAACGACAGACCUGGGCGAAAGCUCCCAUGCCAAUGUGCCAGCCAUAACGAUGAGAUGAAAGAACGCCUGGAAGAGCUCAUGUAUCAGCAUGUGUGCAGCAGCUUUGACGCUUUGGGCAAGGAUUCAGAAGGCGAGUACAUUCGCUUGAUCCGUUUAGCAUUGCUCUUCGAGAAGGUUUGCUCCCUGCCGGACACCAAGCUCAGCCGCGGGAGCCUCUCCUUCGUGGUGGAGAGCCUUCUGCCCAAGAAGCUGGAGGCUCAGGCGAGCUCGGCCGACGUGGACUUCAGCGCCGAGGCCGUGCGCUUCGCAGAGGCGAACCCGAGGGUGGACCUGGGCAGAGACUCUGCGGCCAAGGUGAAGGUCAAGAGCAUCGCAGAUAUCGGGCAGGUCUUGAAGAGUGAUUUCUGGGAGUUGCUGAAGUUAGUGGAGCAUUGUGGUGAAAUGGUGUCGGACCUUUCACAGUUCCGGCAGAUGCUUUGCUACGAGCUGGAGUCGCGGUUGAAAUGGGUGAGUCAACAAGCGCAAGCUGGGAAAAGUGAAACCUUAAGCGACCAGGUCCGCUAUGGCAUGUUCGUGUUUGCAGGGCUGAUUGCAGAGGUUCUCACGGCGCCCGCAGACGAAGAGGGUGAAGCGGGUGAAGAGAAAGGUGCUGACUCCGUCCUUUCGUCUGUGGCCAGUAGCUUUGCCUCCAGUGAGCUAUUGGAAGUCGUUGUUGCAGCCUACUGUAAGGAGCUUCAAAUUCCCAGUGCUUGGAACUUAUUGGGGAUUCUGCAGGAAGGACUGAUGGGCCAGGGAAUCAAAGCCAUUGUCUUUUCCGGCGGCGAUUUGGUGAUCAAGCAGACAAUGCUUCCAGGCAGCCCUCGCUUCGAUUGGGUGCAAGGCUUAUUCGAGAACACCUUCCUAAAGCGCUACACGCGAGAUCGAAGAGGAGGAAAAGUUCCAGAGGCCUUGGAGGUGAAGGAGCUUGAACAGGUGCUAAACUGCGGCUCCUGGGGGGAGUACGCAAACACCCGCCGCCGUGUUCAUGGUGAACUCCAAGAGCGGGGCCCCGCCUGGACGGGCACACUGCGCACCGACGAGUGCACCAAGGGCGAAGCCGCAGAGUGGUUCAAGAGCGAAGAGUAUCCCAGCGGAGUCAAUGAGCAUUGGCUGUAUCAUGGCACCUCCCAAGAAGGUGAAACUGGCAUCACCGAAGGAGAUUUCAGAUUGAAUCUCGCUGGAAGCAAUGCCGGCACCCUGUAUGGCAAUGGAGUCUAUUUGGCAGAGGCAGUUUCGAAGAGCGAUGAAUACACUACUCCUCACGGUUCCAAUGAUCUUCGCACGAUCCUGUUGUGUCUCUCAUGUUUGGGGCGAAUCAACUACAAUGACGAGCGCCGGCCGGAUGGCGACGAGCUGGCGGCUUCUUGUCAAGGUGGUGGGUAUCAUAGCAUUUUAGGAGAUCGGGAGAAGAUCCGCGGGACCUACCGCGAGAUCAUCGUUUUUGAUGAGAACUUGAUCUAUCCAGGAUACAUUUGUCGCUACAGGCGCAUUGACUAAUUGUAGAUAUGUUGUAGAUAGUGUGUUGUUGGCAGAUGUUUACAAGUGGGCUUGCAACGUGAAUUGACUGAGUCAAUCUCACAGCCUAUCCCUGAACAUGCUCCAAAGACUGGAGGAUGGUGUGGUAACUCUAUCCUUUCUCGGGACCUGUCGGAUUUUUGUGGUCCAUAAAGUAUAUGAAAGGUGGAAGUGUCAAACAAUUUGCCCUUGUCAAGGGACCAAAGGCGUCCCAUGAGUGGUGUAUUUGCCAAUGGCGAAAGAAAAAUUGCACGCACCUCCCGAUGCGUCCCAUGCGGUCUAUCCUACUCACCAACUCCAUGUCACUUGCAGUGAAUCCAUAAUAGAUCAUGAGAUCAUAUUUUGCGUUUAUAUAAGUGAUUCAAUUUGGUUUUCACUCUUCGACACAUACCUGCUGAAAGGCAGCAGACGCAGCCUUUCCCUGCUACAAAGAGCAUUACCGCCGGCCAAACAGAAAAUACACAUGGUUGGUGGUCUCCCCUCUUUAAUUCACCCCUCUUACGCCUGUUGCU
This is a messenger RNA of Durusdinium trenchii, 2983 nucleotides long. Lineage: Eukaryota; Dinophyceae; Suessiales; Symbiodiniaceae. The record is from the annotation of a GenBank genome assembly.